AUGUCAGAUGAAGGUACUAGUGAGGUACGUCCCCUAAAUUUCCCUAACUGUUAUGAACUCCAAGAAUUCGUUGAUAUUGCUCUUGCAAAUAUUGGAAGAGUUCUAAAUGAACUCAGAAAUAUUCAAAGAGAAAAGAAAGAAUGGGAUCUGAAGCUAGAAGUUUGUGAAAUUGAACGUGAUUUGCUACAGGAAGAAGUAAAUGAACUCCAACUGCAAUUAAAUGGAUUGCAGAAAUCUACUAGUCAUAGUUCAGUCAAAUCAAAUCAGACUGUUCGUCACAAACAGAAGAAAUCUCAUGGGUGCUCCUUAUGUGGAAAGAAUGGACAUAAUACUAAUCAAUGCAGGAACAGAAUCAUAACUGAAAAGGAUUCUGAAGAUAGUCCAUCUUGUUUUUAUUGUGGUAAAAAGGGCCACACUUCAAAUCGCUGCAGGUUUAAGAACAACAGAAGAUGGGAACACCACAAGAAGAAUCGAAAAGGAAAAUGGUAUCUCGACAACGCGUGUUCCAGACAUAUGACUGGUGACAAACAACUAUUCAAAACAGUCACGAAACUAGAUGGAGGAACAGUUACAUUUGGAGACAAAUCCAAAGGAAAUGUAAUUGGUGUUAGAAAAGUUCCUCUAAGUCCAACAUGUGAUGUAGAUGAAGUUUACCUGGUUGAUGAACUUGGCUACAAUCUUCUCAGCAUUAGUCAACUAUGUGACAAUGAUUAUGAGGUUCGUUUUAAGAAACAUGGUUGGUUCAUAGAUGAUGAAUCAGGUAAAGUCAUUCUUUCAGGUAAUAGAGACAGAAAUGUUUAUACUUGA
This is a messenger RNA of Nicotiana attenuata, 807 nucleotides long. RefSeq lists its product as uncharacterized. Lineage: Eukaryota; Viridiplantae; Streptophyta; Magnoliopsida; Solanales; Solanaceae. The transcript has 2 exons. The coding region runs from base 1 to 807 and encodes 268 amino acids. The record is from RefSeq and is a predicted model, not a curated record. Gene Ontology annotation, molecular function: zinc ion binding; nucleic acid binding.